AUGGCUAACGAAGCCCAUAAAUCCAUCCCAAUUACCGUCUUCACAGGUUUUCUGGGUGCUGGAAAGACGAGCAUAAUUCUCUCGCUACUUUCUCGCCUGCCCGCAGACUACAAGGUCGUGUUGCUAAAGAAUGAAUUUGGCGACGUCCAAGUCGACAGCCAACUGGCUAAACAGUCUAGUCUCGCCGCUGUAAGUGAAAUACUCAACGGAUGUAUGUGCUGCGUGCUCGUCGGUCAAAUGAAAACCGCUCUGCUCGAAAUUCGAGAAAACUUCCGUCCUGAUAGGAUCAUCAUCGAAUGCUCGGGGUCUGCUUUUCCAGCAACUCUCGCUUUCCAGAUCCGCGAGCUUGAGAGGGAGACUGAGGCGGACCUCAAGCUGGAUGCCAUCCUCACUGUCAUAGAUGCGGAAAACUUUACCGGCUAUGAGGAUACUUCACCUACUGCACGCAUGCAAGCCAGCUAUACAGACAUGAUCAUCAUUAACAAAUGGGAGCAUGUCUCUGAACGCCAGCUUGAUAUCCUCGUCGACCACCUUAACACCCUCAACGACCUAACACCGAAGAUUAAAUGCGAGGAUCGGAACGGUGUGGACCCAGCAUUGAUAUUUGGCCUUGACUCGAAACUAUACCUGAAGAAGGACGAACUUACCCUCGACGCCAGUCAUCAUAACGAAGUGCAAGCCGUGACGUUUAUUGCAACCUCAACGCCAAACUCGACCCUAAUCACAGAAGGAGCUUUAUCUACCGCACUCGGCAAGCUUUCGAAAGAAGCAGUCUGGCGGGUGAAGGGCUUCGUGCGGACGCAAGAGGGUGUCCGCAUCCUGAACUGGGCCUUCGGCAGAUACGAAUUGACGCAAUCAUCCAAUACAGAGCUGCUAUUUGAGCAGGAGACGGUCAAAUUAACGGUCAUGGGCGAACGAGGCGAGGUGAAACGGGAGGCACGAAAGCUGGCGGAAGCGCUGGACGCAACUUUGUCUUGA
Molecule: messenger RNA, 978 nt
Organism: Phanerochaete carnosa HHB-10118-sp
Lineage: Eukaryota; Fungi; Basidiomycota; Agaricomycetes; Polyporales; Phanerochaetaceae
Exons: 7
Coding region: 1-978 (325 amino acids)
Cellular component (GO): cytoplasm
Source: RefSeq, a predicted model, not a curated record